AUGGAGGAAGUGAGAGUGUUUCCCCUGACCUGCACUGUGCAAAAUUAUGCUUGGGGUAAGGUUGGACUAAAAAGUGAGGUGGCCAAACUGGUGGUUGGUGGAGACCCACUUGCAGUCAUAGAGGAAAAUAAACCCUAUGCAGAGCUAUGGAUGGGUGCUCACCCUAAAGGUGAUGCUCAGAUUAAAGACAACAGGAUUGCGCAGACCACCCUGGGCCAGUGGAUUGCCCACUACCCCGCCUGCCUGGGCUCUAAGGUGAAAGACGCCUUCCAGGGCCAGCUGCCCUUCCUCUUCAAAGUGCUUUCCGUCAACACGGCUCUGUCCAUACAGGCCCACCCCAACAAGGAAUUAGCUGCUAGCCUCCAUGCGCAGUUUCCUGAACACUACCCAGACAACAACCAUAAGCCAGAGAUGGCGAUCGCCCUCACUCCUUUCCAGGGCCUGUGUGGCUUCAGACCAGUGGAGGAGAUCCUGAGGUUUCUUAAAUCGGUCCCUGAGUUCCACGUUCUGGUGGGGGAUGAAGCCGCGGAGGAGCUGCGGUGCAGUGUGGGGGACGAUGUUCGCACAAGCCGGGCGCUGAAACGAUGCUUUUCCCGGAUGAUGAGCUGCGAGAAGAAGCUAUUCGUGGAUGAGCUCAAUGAACUGGUUAAAAGAAUCACUGAAGAGGGGGCAGCAGGGAAGGACACAUCAAGCAGCAACGGGGACUUGCUGCUCCGCCUCCACUCCCAGUACCCCGGAGACAUCGGCUGCUUCUCCAUAUACUUCCUCAACUACGUGGUUCUGGAACCUGGCCAGGCCAUGUUCCUGGGAGCCAACGAGCCUCACGCUUACCUUUAUGGAGACUGUAUCGAGUGCAUGGCCUGCUCAGACAACACCGUAAGAGCCGGGCUGACGCGGAAAUACAUCGACGUCAACACGCUGUGCGCCAUGCUGAACUACAACCCAGCGCCCGUCUCUGCCAAAAUCUUCCAAUGUGUCCCGGAGCCCUCCGACCCCUACGUAACCCUGUACGACCCUCCAGUGCCGGACUUUACUGUCAUGAAGAUUCAGGUCCCGGCCACGGUGAAGGAAUACACCGUGGCUCCGGUCGACAGCGCCAGCAUCCUCCUUGUCAUAGAAGGCGACGCCACGGCGACCUGCCCCGCCGCUCUGUCGGACAUCUCCAUGAGGCGGGGGACCGUCCUGUUCGUCUCGGCCAACGAGAGCGUGUCCCUGCACGUGAGCUCGCCGGCAGGCAUGACCCUGUUCCGAGCCUGCAGCCUCCUGUAG
Molecule: messenger RNA, 1269 nt
Organism: Menidia menidia (Atlantic silverside)
Lineage: Eukaryota; Metazoa; Chordata; Actinopteri; Atheriniformes; Atherinopsidae
Source: the annotation of a GenBank genome assembly